Messenger RNA from Pseudogymnoascus verrucosus, 2026 nucleotides. It is a transcript of the gene CAR2, whose product is annotated as ornithine aminotransferase. The coding region runs from base 402 to 1793 and encodes 463 amino acids. Lineage: Eukaryota; Fungi; Ascomycota; Leotiomycetes; Thelebolales; Thelebolaceae. The record is from RefSeq and is a predicted model, not a curated record. Gene Ontology annotation, cellular component: cytoplasm. Gene Ontology annotation, molecular function: identical protein binding; L-ornithine transaminase activity; pyridoxal phosphate binding. The transcript has 2 exons.
CUCCUCCUGACUGGCCUCUACUGGUCUCUCCUCUCGUCAUCGACAUCCACCCAGCCAUCCCACCACAUCCACCUCUCCAGGCGCCAUUUCCCCUAUGUGCAGUUACACACGAUGAUAAUUCCCUAUAGGCAAGUCUGAACGAUUUUCACCAACACGAUCAAAACUUGCGUCUGGUCACGCCCACAAUGUCCAAUUAACCCCCGUGGAAGUUCGGUGAAAAGGUUGGCUCCCUCCCCCCUCCUCAUCCCACUUCCCCCCCUUCAUUAUUACCCCAAAAAGAACCAUUCCCCUCUAGAGAAUAUCGUUCGAUAGGACACUCAACGUGAACAACUCCAAUACUCUACUACCCAAGUACACUCAUUCAUACAUACAUACCACUACCCCCCAAACCAAUAUCCAGUAUGGCUCCUCAUGCAGAUGGACUUGCUGGUAAGGGCCAGGCCGCUGCGAAGGUGACCGGUCAAUACCAUGCCACAUCCAGCGCCAGCGCCAUCGAAGCAGAGGCCAAGUACGCCGCACACAACUACCACCCGCUCCCCAUCGUCUUUGCCCGCGCCAGCGGCUCCGACGUCUGGGAUCCGGAGGGAAAGCACUACCUUGACUUCCUGUCCGCGUACAGCGCCGUGAACCAAGGCCACUGCCACCCCGAGCUGGUAAAGGCGCUCUGCGACCAAGCCCAGCGCCUGACCCUCACCUCGCGCGCCUUCUACAACGAUGUCUUCCCCAAAUGGGCGGAGAAGAUGAAGGACGUCUUCGGGUACGACAUGGUCCUCCCCGUCAACACCGGCGCGGAGGCCGUCGAGACCGCGCUCAAGAUCGCUCGCAAGUGGGGAUAUAAGUCCAAGGGCAUCCCCGAAAACAAAGCGCUCAUCUUCGCCGCCGCGGACAACUUCCACGGCCGCACCCUCGGCGCCAUCACCCUCUCCACCGACCCCGACUCCCGCACCAACUACGGCCCUUACGUCCCCAACAUCGGCGCCGUGAACCCCACAACCGGCAAGCAGAUCCGCUACAACAACGUCCAAGACAUCGAGGACGUGCUCGCCGCGCACGGCAAGGAGACGUGCGCCAUCCUCCUCGAGCCUAUCCAGGGCGAGGCCGGUGUCGUGGUCCCAGAUGACGAUUACCUAACCCGCGUGCACGCGCUGUGCAAACAGCACAACGUCCUCCUCAUCAUCGAUGAGAUCCAGACGGGUAUCGGACGCACGGGCCGCAUGCUGUGCAGCGAGUGGUCGAACAUCACGCCUGAUCUUGUGACGCUGGGUAAGGCGCUGUCGGGGGGUAUGUACCCCGUUGCCUGCGUGCUGGGACGGGCGGAGAUCAUGUUGACCGUCGAGCCUGGGACGCAUGGGUCGACGUACGGUGGAAACCCGUUGGGCUGCGCGGUGUCGAUGCGUGCGCUUGAGGUGAUGGAGGAGGAGGGGUUGACUGCGCGCGCGGAGAAGCUGGGUGAGGUGCUCAGGAAGGGGUUGAGGGAGAUUGAUUCGCCGAUGGUGAAGCUGGUUAGGGGACGAGGACUGCUGAAUGCGAUUAUCAUCGAUGAGGCGCAUACGGGUGGACACACGGCGUGGGAUCUGUGUAUGUUGAUGAAGAGUAAGGGACUGUUGGCGAAGCCGACGCAUGAGAAUAUCAUUCGGUUUGCGCCGCCGUUGGUGAUUUCCGAGGAGGAUAUGCAGAAGGCCUUGGGGAUUAUUAGAGAGGCUAUCGAGGAGCUGCCGACGCUGAAGGGGGAGAAGGAGGAUGAGGUUAUCCCGGCCGCGGAUAAGAAUGUCAAGAUCCACCUUGAUGAUUAGAUAUGUUCCCCCACACAUCCCCACCACCUACCUUGUCAGCGAGGAGUUUUGGAUUUCCGCGACGACGCCGACGAAUGUAUGCGGGGUCACUUGGAGGCUGAUACCAACCUGGCGGCUCGCACGUCUUUUAUGAGUUUUUUUAUUUUUUUGAAUAUUUGGUGAAGAAAAUCAUUAGUCUCACGAUCACGCGAUAGAAGUAGCAAAAAAAUAUCAAUAAAUGAGAAUUGAACGAU